Scatophagus argus is the source of this 1744-nucleotide messenger RNA. Its product is annotated as extracellular matrix protein 2-like. Gene Ontology annotation, molecular function: collagen V binding; protein binding; heparin binding. The coding region runs from base 198 to 1304 and encodes 368 amino acids. Gene Ontology annotation, biological process: positive regulation of cell-substrate adhesion; extracellular matrix organization. Gene Ontology annotation, cellular component: extracellular matrix. The record is from RefSeq and is a predicted model, not a curated record. NCBI's taxonomy places the organism in Eukaryota, Metazoa, Chordata, Actinopteri, Scatophagidae. The transcript is spliced from 7 exons.
AGGAGGAGGAAGAAGAAGAGGAGGAGGAAGAGGAGGAAGAGGAGGAGGAAGAAGAAGAGGAGGAGGAGGAGGAGGAAGAAGAAGAGGAGGCAACUGAGCCUCCCAGCAAUCAUACAGAAACACACCUGAACUUUACAGAGUCUCCUCUCAGCGCGUGUCAGACUGCUGACAGGGAAAUCAGCUGCAGGGGCAUCGGCAUGACUCACCUGCCAGUCAUCCACAACCUGAAGGCCACAAACUUGGACAUGGCAGAGAACAACAUCAGAGUCAUCGCUGCACAGGAUUUCUAUGGUAUACCGAACCUGGACACACUGGAUCUGAGCCAGAAUGAACUGGAUGAUGAGUCGUUCAAUCAAAGCUCCCUGACUAACUUGAUCUUUCUGAAGAAGCUGAACCUAGAUGGAAACCAGCUUACCAGGAUCCCAGUGCUGCCGCCAUCUCUGGAGGUCCUCAAAAUAAACAACAACAAGCUCAGUACACUCACCCCUCACUGUUUCAAAGGUUUGAUGAACCUGUUGAGUCUGGAGCUGGAGCAGAAUACUCUCCAUGAGGCCAGUGUGUCACCUCUAGCCUUCAGGCCAUUAGAGAGACUUCUGGACCUUCAGUUGAACAGCAACCACUUCCGUACCAUCCCUCUUGGACUUCCUCCGUUUCUUCAGGAGCUAGAGAUGAAGGGGAAUCUGAUUGAGGAGGUAACAGAGGAGGCACUGAGGGGCUGUGUCCAUUUGAGAGUGUUGGACCUGAGUCAUAACUGGCUGCAUGAACAAAGCAUCUCUACAGGUGCCUGGACCCAUCUCAAGUCUCUAGAAGCCUUGGACCUGUCCUACAACCAGUUCACCUUUGUCCCAAUGAAUCUGCCUCGUCAUCUCCGUAAACUGACCCUCCAGCACAACAACAUCAGUCACGUUCCAGCCUUCACGUUCCGUCACCUGCGGCCUGGCCUACAGUCCCUCCAGCUAUCCCACAAUCUUUUAAGCAAUGAAGGUAUCGAUAGAGUCUCUUUUGUUGGAACGUACCGCUCACUGGGUGAGCUCCUGUUGAACAACAAUCGUCUGAGGGAUGUUCCUCGCUGCGUUCGACAGUUUAAGAACCUCCAGGUGCUGAGGCUGGAUAACAACCAGAUCAGGAUGGUGAGGCAGUGGGGGGUGUGCCACCCUCGCAAUUCUGGCUCCACCCUGGCUACAGUCCACUUGGAAAAUAACUUGCUGGAGGUGGAGAGGAUUCCACCAAACGCUUUCUCCUGUCUCGUUGAUGCUCAAGGACUGGUCCUGUAUCCACAGCAGGAGCACUCAUAUGACCAGUAGACCACACAGUGGGACAGAUACAUAUUCACAAUAUAUGCUUGUGCAUCCUGAUGGAGAAAUAGCUUUUUGUAGUUAGCUUAGGUGGUCAACACUAUCAUUUUAUCAUGUCAAAACCCAUGCUUUUCUUUCACACCUUGUCUUUGAUUAGGAAAAUGACUGUACUGUUGUUGUAUGCAUUACUUUGUAAAGCAAAUGUGUAAUUUACACUGUAAUGGAACUCAUCAUCAUAAAAAAUUCUUGUGGAAGUGUAAAAGGAUAAGGAUACAUUGCAGUGGAAUCCAGAUCUGCUGCAAACACUGGUUUUAAUCUGUCUUCUAAUUAAAGUCUAAGGUAUUGAAGUGAUACUUUGGAGAAAAUGAAGACUGGACUGGAUUAACCCAUGUCUGUAAUCUAAGUCUGGGUCUUGCAGGAGUCUUUAGUCAGGGUAAGUACAAAUAAAA